Molecule: messenger RNA, 7636 nt
Organism: Motacilla alba alba
Lineage: Eukaryota; Metazoa; Chordata; Aves; Passeriformes; Motacillidae
Gene: NUP133
Product: nucleoporin 133
Exons: 25
Coding region: 2703-6008 (1101 amino acids)
Biological process (GO): protein import into nucleus; transcription-dependent tethering of RNA polymerase II gene DNA at nuclear periphery; poly(A)+ mRNA export from nucleus
Cellular component (GO): nuclear pore outer ring
Molecular function (GO): structural constituent of nuclear pore; protein binding
Source: RefSeq, a predicted model, not a curated record
AAUGCGAUUAUGUGUUCUGAACUUGACUAUGAUCCCCAUCUACUGUUCCUGUAGAGAAUUACAUAUUAAAACACAUUGUAGAGGGUAUGAAAGCACAAGUUGGAGGAAAGUUCUUUAAUAAAACAAACAACCCAAUGGAAAAAAAGGCGACCAGACAAAAAAGCUGACUUUACCAAAGGACAAAGGAAGUAUAUUACUAUAUGAAGUCACAUGGGAAAAUCUAAAAUUUGCAUGCAUUUUCUUCCCUUUUCUAUUUUCCCAUUUCUUUAGUUUCACUUCCUUUCUAAGAUAUCUGAAAGAACAUGCCCUCCCAUAUAUGUUUUUGUCCUUUGUAAAGGCAUGUGUAAUUUUUGUAUUGUUAAUUAAAAUAUCAGUGAUAGAAAUCAUGAGUUUUGCCUAACUACUUUAUUAGAAACAACUAGUAAACAGCCUUUUCAAGGGCAACUAGUAAAACAGCAGCAUUACAUUAAUUUGAAUAACUGCAGGGGGAUAUGUUUAGCAGUGAAGAGUUUGCCUCAUGUUUCUGAUUGAAGAGUCUCUUUCAACAGAAUCUCUGGAGAUGCAAAACCCCACAAGGAGAUUUUACAAAGCUAGAAACUUCCCAGGUCACAUUAAAACUCAUCCAUGCUAGGAAAACUUGUUGCUGGAAGACCUUAUUGGCAAUAGCUGAAAUACCUAGUGCUGGGCAAGCUUAAAAUGUUAGAGCCAUUAAUGGCACCUUGUGGAAUAUAGUGAAAAUAUUGGACAAUUAAAAUGAAAUUACAUCCAGAUGUGAUUGUAUCUUCAGAUAAAAUUUUCCUAGAAGCAUAUGUUGUACUAAAGAUAGGCAAAAAUUGUUCUGACCCAAUGUUUAAUUUCAACGUUGACUAUUAGUUAAUGUAUUUAGAGGGGUUUGCAUCUUUAAUCCUCACUCCUGUAAUUUCUCCUUACGUGAGAUCCAACGAGCCCCUUUAUCCCUGUAUUUACACGGGUUACAGGAAUUACUUGCAGCUGAACUGAACUAGUGUUUCAUGUCUUUUGUUCAUUAGUUGUCCUGGCAGGUAUUGCAGCCGACAGAGAAGUGGAAAAGCUACAUAGAAGCUCUUCAGAAAGGCAAAUGUUUGUCAUAACAGGUACAUUGGUUAGCAGAUUAUAUUCGAGUUAGAACCACUCAAAAACUCCUUGGGAUAUAUAUGGAACAGUCAAGAGCUGGUUAAGUCUCUAACUGCUAUCAGUUCAAAUUAUUUCUGUGUAGAAAAUGAGAUUUGAAUGUUGAAUUGUAUCUCUCUCCUGAAGAUGGAGCUCUUUCAGGACUGGGACAGCCAAAGGAAGCCAACUAAUUAAUUCCCUGAUGAAGUGUAGCUGCGUAUAGAUAGGGUUCAAUCAGCAAAACACAACUGCUCCUGCUGCAUCGUUUAAAAUAUUUUAGGAACAAGCUGUGAAGAGGAGCUUUCAGUUUUAUAAAUAAUUUAAGUGUCACUAAUCGUGAAUGUUGGGAAAUGUGGAUGUCAUCUUGAAUUUUCUUCCAGAUUUUUCUGUAUUUUCUUGUUUGUGUGUGAAUUUCCUUGAUGAAGUGACAGUGACCUGACGAUUUAGCAUCAUAUGUAUAAAGAACGCUAUAUAGAAAGAUAUUAUAUUAAUAUAACAAUACAGUGAUGCUCCACUAAAUUUUAGUAUUUUGCUUUUUGCAUAAAAUCAAAGCCAAAGUAACUUAUUUGAAUGAAAAACACAAAGCACUGACACUGACAGGUACUUCAUACUUCAGUCCUGCCAGAUGAACCAUCUCAAGUUUAUCUCAUCUGCAUUUGGGUUCAGUCAUAGGGGACCACAAUCCACACAGAAAACCUAACAGCCCCGAAUCUGUUAGCAAAGAACAUGUUUUUGAAAAGUUAUGCGAUUUUUAAAAAUAUUUUAUUUUUAGUUAAUUUUAUUUUAACUGAUUGGCUUUGUUGAUAAUAUUAAUUCAACUCAACUUCUUCCCCAAGAGGGUGGUAUAUACUUACCUUCUGAAAGCUCUUUCAUGCCAAUCGAUGCCACUGAGCAUUUAGUUCCCCCUGAGGGCUAAAAUCUAUUUUUUAUACCAUAGAAUAGCUGUAGUGCGUAGUCGGUAUUUACCAUAGAUGUGAACUGUACCAAGGUCUGCACGGAAUAUCGUUUUGUGUAUUUAUUUAUUUAAUUAAUUAGAAAUUUGGGGAUAAACACAGAUAUGCACAGGCUAUUUUAAAGAUAAAGCAACUCCUGCUGAAAAAUGCGUCCUUCCAAAUGGUCUUUGAACAGCAGCUUUUUGAUCAUAUCCAGCUGGUUAGUGCCAGCUAGUCGCAUGAACUCAGCGAGGAAUGGACCCAAACCCACCCUUGAGAAUCCUCCUGGGAACGCCCCGAAGGACGGAGCAUAGCUUCAGGAACAUCUGAGCGAGAGGACCGCGUUUCAGCUCGGCGCUGAGGAGCAGCCCAGGAUCGCCAUUCACCUCUCAGCGCGGGGCCGGACCGGGUGCCCGGCGCGAGCGGCCGCCGCGGGGUUCCCGCCGCUCCCCGGCCAGGGCCGCGCCGCGCUCGGAUCCCCUCGGCUCUAUUCGGCUCAAGCCGGAGCCGUUCGGCUCCUCCCGGUCACACUCGGCUCCGUUCGGCUCCCGGCGGUGCCCGCGCGGCCCCGCCCCCGCGCUGACGCGCUCAGCGGGCGCCUGGCGGGAGCGCGGUGCCAGCGCCGCUCCCGCGUCCCCAGCCAUGUUCCCGUCGGCUCCCGCCUCCCCGCGGACCCCGGGCGGGUCGGCCCGCAGGACCCUGGGCAGCGCCGCGCCCAGCCCUCUCUCCCGGCCGGGCGGCAAGAAGGGCCUGCCCGUCGUGGCGGCAGCCGCCUCCCCGGUGCUGUUCUCGCCGGCGGCGCGGAGGAGCGGCUCCCUCUCGGCGCGAGCGACUCCUACCAGAGUUAUCCAGCUUCCUACAGCAACUGAGACUAUUAACUAUGAUGUUAAGUCUUUUGGAUCUUCUCUGCCUGUUAAGGUUAUGGAAGCCCUGAAGAAGGCUGAUGCUGAUGACCAGCUGAGCGUUCAAGUGGAUGAAAGUGGAUGGGCCUGGCUGGUUCAUAAGGAGAGGCUGAUUAUUUGGAAGAUUGGUCAGUCUGCAGUAGCUAAGUUAUCUCUGUGCAAGGAAUUGCAGCUGCCACCCAGUGACUUCCAAUGGAGUUCUAGUUUAGCAGCUAUAUCUUGUCUCAAUGCUUCAGGUGAAGCACCUUCUCUUCAGUCUCUGGCAAUAAUGGUUGCUACCAGUGAAGGUUCUGUGCGCUACUGGCCCAAUCUUGCGCACGAAGGAUCCUAUACAGACACUUUCACAGACUUUGGAGGCUCUCUGUGCAGUUUCCUCACAGCAGUAAAGGGGGGAAGCUUUAUUUUGUCAUCUUCCAGAGGUCAACUAGUCCGGUUGAUACCUGAUAGUUCUGGCAAGAUUCAUCAACAUGCUCUGCCACAGGGACAGGGCAUGUUUUCUGGAAUUGGUAGAAAGGUUUCUUCUUUUCUGGGUAUAUUGUCUCCUGGAAGUGAUGCUGUGAUUUCUAGUGUCCUUUGGGAUAGAGAGAGAUCAAGCUUUUACAUGCUAACAAGUUCAAAUCUAAACAAAUGGGAGAUUGAUGAUUCAUCAGAACGUUACAUUCUCAGCUGGGAUAUCAACAGGAUCCUGAAAGAACAUAUUACAGAUGCAAUUUGGGGAUCUGAAAGUAACUAUGAAGAUAUUAAAGGAGGAGUAAAUAUACAAUACAUGGAUUUGCAACAAAAUCGUGAUGGACUGGUCAUACUUGCUGCAGCAUGGCAUCCUGGAGAUCGUCCAUGUCUUGUCUACUACACUCUGAUAACAGUAGAAGAUAAAGGCUAUCAGAUGUCUGAUGACGUUGUUGUGGAGGUCACACAGUAUAAUCCAACUUUUCAGUCAGAAGAUGAGGUGUUGUGCUGCCUGGUAGUCCCAGAUUACUUCAGCCAUGCUGCUUACCUUUACAAGGAAGAUGAAGUGUUUGCUUGUUCCUCUGGAACUGGCAGAAUUUCCUUGCCACAGGAAAAAAUCAUAUUUGGCAUACAAGGAGAUAGUAUUUUAGGAGCAGGUUCCUGUAAUAGCCUUCCCGUCUUCUUUGCCAAAAAAAGUGGACUUGUCACUAUCUUGUCCAGGGAAAAUAUUUCUGUGCUUCCUGAAGACCUUGAAGAUGCCCUGUCCUCUUCUAUUGCUGGACCAAGAAGUGAGAGUCCUGCAUUUGAUGCAUCUGGUAGGCUAGAAGUUAUAGCUCAAGAAGAUAAAACCAAAUUAUUGAAAGCUGCUUUUCUACAGUACUGCAGGAAAGAUAUAGUGAAUGCACAAAGCAUGGUAAUUGAGCUCUUUCCAAGUAAUGCAGAUCUGGAGUCUGAUGCUGAGCUGGAUAGAGCAGUGACUCAAAUCAGUGUGGACUUAAUGGAUGAUUACCCUGCCUCUGAUCCAAGAUGGGCUGAAUCUGUACCUGAAGAAGCAGCUGGUUUUAGCAACACAUCUCUCAUUCUUCUUCAUCAGCUAGAGGAUAAGACAAAAGCACAUUCGUUCUUCAUUGAGUUUCUUCAUCAGGUUGGUGUGUUUGAGCGUCUGGGCAGUUUUCCAGUGCGAGGGAUGCCGAUGGCCACUCGACUGUUGCUCUGUGAGCACGCAGAGAAACUGGCAGCAGCUAUUGUUCUCAAGAAUCACCACUCCAGGCUGCCUGAGCUGGUGAAUGCUGCUAUACUGAUUGCAUUGAACAAAAGGGAAUGUGAUGUUCCACCAAGCCUUACCCCUGCUGAUGUGUUCUUCAGGGAGGUAUCCCAGAUAGAUUCCAUCUUUGAAUGCUUAUUAGAAGAGGAGGAACAAAUCCUGAAAGACAUGCCCAUUGAAUCAGUUGAGUGGGCCCAGAUAGUCGUCAAUGUGAACAACAUCAUUAAGGAUAUGCUACAAGCUGCCUGUCAGUACCGUCAGUCUAGAGCCUCUCUAUAUAAAACAGGAGAACUUCCAGAAAGAGAACCUGAAUAUAUUCCAUGGACAGCCUCCAGUGGCGUCCGCGCGGCAAUAACGCGUCAGCACGGUACCAUCCUGAAGGUGGUGUAUCCCCAGGUGGACAGCAACCUCCGCAGUGUGGUGGCCGAGCAGCUGGUGGCUCUGCUGGAUUGCUUCCUGGAUGGCUACGUUGCUCAGCUGAAGUCUGUGGAUCGUCUGGCUGAUCAGGAGCGGUACAGCAGCGUGGAAAUGGAAUACGUCCAGAAAAGAUCCGAGCUCUUGUCCCCUCUCCUUUCCCUGGGACAGUACCAGUUGGCAGCUGCUUUAGCAGAGAAGUACUGCGACUUCGAUAUCCUGGUGCAAAUGUGUGAGCAGACAGACAACCAGGCCAGAUUACAACGCUAUAUGACUCAGUUUGCAGAUCAGAACUUUUCAGAUUUCCUGUUCCGCUGGUAUCUGGAAAAAGGAAAGCGAGGAAAGCUGUUAUCUCAGCCUAUUGCUCAGCAUGGACAGCUGGCCAGUUUCCUGCAAGCACAUGAACAUCUGAGCUGGUUACAUGACAUCAACAGCCAGGAUUUGCAAAAGGCUCAUAGAACGUUGCAGACUUUAGCAAAUAUGGAGACACGAUAUUUUGCAAAGAAAAAAACACUUCUUGGCUUGAGCAAAUUAGCUGCGCUGGCAUCGGACUUCUCAGAAGACAUACUACAAGAGAAAAUAGAAGAAAUAUCAGAGCAGGAGCGCUUUUUGUUACAUCAGGAGACACUUCCCGAACAACUCCUGGCAGAGAAACAGUUGAACCUCAACGAUAUGCCAGUGCUGUCUGCAUCUCAGCUCAUUGAUUUGUUCAUAUGUGAUGAGAACAGAAGAGCCAAUGAAUAUGACUUCAAGAAAGCACUUGAUCUGCUGGAAUAUAUUGAUGAGGAAGAAGAAGUGAAUGUAAAUGAUCUUAAACUUAAAAUUCUCUGUAAGGCUCUCCAAAGAGAUGGCUCUCAGAAGUCUUCCGACUUUCCUAACUCCCACCUAUGUUCCAAGAGGAAGCUAAGGAAGAAAAGAUGAGGAGAGCAUACAUUCCAAAUGCACUGUGCCAUUUGUGAUUAAAAUGGAAAGAAGCAGCAUUUGGAUUCACACUUACGCAUAGGAUAGAUUCCAAAUGGCAGUGGUGUCUAGGAAAAAAUUCCUAAUUGCAUGUCUAAGUUAUGUCCAUAUAUAACACAAAUCACAAGCAGAGAGAGGUUCACGCUAUUCCAAGUGUUUUUCAUUCCUAUAAUUGUGAAGACAGAAGAAUUCAGAGCUCCUGCAUGGCAACAAUCCAGUUAUGGGUUUAUGAUCUAUCUACCCUGGACAAGCACAGCGUUUUGAAUGUGGUAUUUUAACAGUUCAAACACGUAUAAUGCUGACAAGAUUUUGGCCAUCCUGGCAGCUAACCAGAGGCAAUUUGAGAUGCAGACUUUACACUGAAUAGUGGGUAGAAAACUUGAUGUCCCAGCUGAGCUUACCGAGAGGUGAUGUUAACUUUCAUGUGUGUGCAAAAGUAAACAUUCGAGAUGUGACAGUACCUACUUUUAAGGAUGGCCUUAAAAGUUUCUAACUUGAGGGCUACAGAUGGUGAUAAGGUUCUUGGGUAGGAUGGAGAGCCUUGCUGAGUCAGCUCCUGAUGCACUGUUUGUGUCCUCACUGUCCUGCUCUGCCCAAGGGGAGAAAAUCCCCCUUCCCUCCCUCCUUUCCUCACAUUCUUCCCAGUGGAAUUAAAGAUGUAAUCCUAGACAUUUAGGAGCUGAAGAGACAUCCAGGGUAAAACCAGUGAAGUACAGAGGAUUUGUCAAUAAUAGCUUCUGGAUCCAGGUUCAGAUCUGUUACAAGCACGUCCCACAGGCCUGAGGUAGUUUGGGGAGUGAUAUGAGAACCAGUUUUGUCUGACAGCUUAGCACAUGGAACAGGAAAUUUUGGCAACUGAAAGGUUAGAAUCAGAGCAAAACAAGUUAGGUUGGUGUUGAAUUUAAACUGGAGCAUAUAAAGCUCUGCAAGGAUGAAAAAUUGUCAUUUAAAACAAUCUUCCUCUUAGAAAAAUCUGUUUGGGAUUUUUUUAAAUCGCAGAUGUGACUGGUAUUCAUGAGUCUUUACGUUUAAUCACAGAGUAUAUACACUAUUUGUUUUGUGAUUGUGUGUGUUGUUUACAGGCCUGCAACUUAGAUCUUGCAAUUUUUUCCCAUUUCUUUUCUCAGUGUUUGAUAUUUGUUUUGUGUUGAUUUUUUUCACUUUAGAGAAUUGCUUCUCUUGUUUCAUUCUACUAAAAAAAAUCUACACUUUCAUCACCUCAAUUGUAAAAUAUAAUUACUGAGAAUAGGUAGUUCUUAUCUCAAUGGAUAAUACUUUUAUAUUAUCAAAGAAAUAAUGUUGUUUGGUUGGGAUUUUUAAUGAUUUAAAGAUGGGAAACAUUUCUCUUCUCCUCCUCCUAACUAGACUACAUUAUAGUAGAGCAGUUUUGUUCCAGUUUUACUGGGCUAAUGACUAAUUAAGAGGGAUUUUUUUGUAGGAAAAAAACUCUUGCUUUGAGCUAUAACCAAGCUCAUAAUGCUUCCAUAUGGACAUGUAUUAAUCACCUUUGAUAAUUUAUGUAAUUUUCCGGUGCUUUGGUUUUUUUCUUGUUAGUGUUCCCAUUAUUUUGUCUGUGUAAUUCUUUCCCA